Cheilinus undulatus (humphead wrasse) is the source of this 1170-nucleotide messenger RNA. Its product is annotated as N-acetyllactosaminide beta-1,3-N-acetylglucosaminyltransferase 3-like. Lineage: Eukaryota; Metazoa; Chordata; Actinopteri; Labriformes; Labridae. Bases 34 to 1170 code for a protein of 378 amino acids. Gene Ontology annotation, cellular component: membrane. The record is from RefSeq and is a predicted model, not a curated record. The transcript is spliced from 2 exons. Gene Ontology annotation, molecular function: hexosyltransferase activity.
AGACAAACCAAACGCUCACACUGAUCUGCCAAGAUGUCCAGAUAUCUACGGGCAAAAAUCUUCAGUUCAAGAACUGUCUUCCUGCUGGGAUGUCUUCUCAUGGUUGUUUAUCUUUGCAGAGAAUAUUCUGGCCACACAGCUCUUCAUGCAGAUGUACAAAUGGAUGGCAGUCAGAUAUCACCAAACACCAAAAAUACCUCCUAUGUAUACUGGCAAAGGUGCGAAAGAAACAUGUCUGCUAACAGCAUCACAAACUUCAGCUCACUCCCUGGUCACAUACAAGACUUUCUAUAUCAUCGCCACUGUCGACAUUUUCCCAUGAUACUGGACCUUCCUCACAAAUGUGGGGGCCCUGACCGAUCCUCUGAAGUCUUCCUUUUGCUGGUCAUCAAAAGCCCCCCACAUAACUACGAUCGCAGAGAGGUACUGCGCAAAACCUGGGCCAAUGAGAGGCUGCAGAAUGGUGUGUGGAUCAGGCGGCUCUUCAUUGCAGGAACAACAGGUACUGGAUUUGAGAAGAAAAGAUUGAACAAAGUGCUUGAACUGGAGCAAAGUCAGCACUAUGACAUUCUUCAAUGGGAUUUUAUGGACACAUUUUUCAACCUUACCUUGAAGCAGGUACUCUUUCUGGAGUGGAUGGAAAGAAACUGUCCUAAGGUACAUUUCCUGUUAAAUGGUGAUGAUGACGUCUUUGUGAACUCACAUAACGUUGUGAAGUAUCUCCAAAACCUGAAGGACAAUAAUGGAAGCAAGCACCUCUUCACUGGAUAUCUGAUUGACUAUGCCAGGCCAAUUAGAGCACCGUGGAGCAAGUAUUUUGUUCCAGUCCAGUUGUUUGAGUCUGACUCAUACCUCCCUUACUGUGGUGGUGGGGGCUUCUUCCUAUCUGGUUACACUGCUUUGGUCAUAUACAACAUGUCCCAGUCGAUUGUCCUUUUUCCCAUUGAUGAUGCUUACAUGGGAAUGUGCCUGGCGAAAGCAGGACUUAGGCCUGGUUCGCAUAUCGGCGUGAAGACUACAGGACUGUAUGUCCCAUCCAACAUAGAUGAAUAUGACCCUUGUUUUUAUAAUGAAAUCCUACUGGUUCACAGGUUCCUUUCAGCUGAAAUGAUUGUCCUGUGGCACAGAAUAAAUGACCCCAACCUGAAAUGUGUUGGCAGUUUAAAAUAG